This is a messenger RNA of Vicia faba (fava bean), 549 nucleotides long. The record is from the annotation of a GenBank genome assembly. Lineage: Eukaryota; Viridiplantae; Streptophyta; Magnoliopsida; Fabales; Fabaceae.
AUGGUGACGAAUGAGUUGCGAUGGUUGUUAAAGGAGGGAACAUGCGAUGAUGAUGUUGAGAUGGCGGUAACCGUGAGAAGAAGGUUCCAGGUGAAAGGGAGUAUGAGGGAUUUGCUUAAAGAAAUUGAAAAGAAAGCAAAGAAUUUCAUCUGGAGUGGUGUAAUCUCUAAAAGGAAGCUUGUGCUAGUGGCUUGGGAUAAAAUGUGUAGGUCGCAGGCGCAUGGCGGUUUGGGUCAGAGCUCGAACAUCAAAUGUACGACCUCCUCCUCAACGGAUGAUUUCAAGAUCUUGAAAGCCCUUGAUAUAGUGGUUAAGCCUCAUAGAGCUCAUGUUAUCAAGGAGGUGCUUUGGCUUCCUCCGCCUAUUGGUUGGACAAAAUACAAUUAUGACGAUGCUUAUCAAUAUAAUUCUCUUCCUGUUGGUUGUGGUGGAAUAUUUAGAGACCACCUGAGUAAUUUUGUUCUAAAUAAGGUGUCUUUAUCGCCUUCUUAUCUUGUCGAAUUUACUGUAGUAGUGAAUGCCACGAUGAUUGCAAUGGAUAAAGGUUAG